Messenger RNA from Acanthocheilonema viteae, 3261 nucleotides. NCBI's taxonomy places the organism in Eukaryota, Metazoa, Nematoda, Chromadorea, Rhabditida, Onchocercidae. The record is from the annotation of a GenBank genome assembly.
AUGCAUAAAACAGAUAACAGUGAAUGGAUUACAUAUGUCAAUCGUGACGUAGUACCGCGUUCGACGGUACAAGGAUAUAUUCAGAAAGGAUUUUUCUAUAAAUGUCUUCUCAGGAAUAUAUCGAAGGAUUUGGAUGAUUUUGGUUUACUCUAUGAACCUGUUCGAAGGGCAUUAGCUACACGGGUCCAGAUGUCCAAUUUGCCGCCUUUGUUAUUACCAUUAAUUGCUGGGGAAUAUAUUCAUGCUCGUAUCUCAUGUAUUGCCGAUUUUGAUAGACUAUUUGUACAGUUAGAGAAUAAUGCACGGACAAUAAUAAAAGUAGGCAAAAGGCUUAGAGAUCUUGCAACACAAAAACAUGAACCACUUUGCAAUCCAGAAUGUGGUACUAUCAUAGCGGCAUUAUAUUCAAUUGAUGGCUGCUAUUAUCGAGCUUCUGUCUGCUCUAAAGCUGGUAUUGAUUCUAUGGUUGUAUUUUAUAUUGAUUACGGGAAUAUGGCAUCUGUUAAUAUCAACGACGCUUUUUUACUGAAGGAUGCAUAUCUAUUAUCGAUUCCCCCACAAGCUGUGCAACUGAUCAUCAGCGAUGUGAAGAAACCUCGACUGACCUCAGAACAGAUCAGAAAUUUGCUCAUUGAUCAGACUGUUGCUGCACAGAUAAAUGAUGUAAGCGAGAAUGGAGAAUCAUUUAUUGCAAAUUUGUUUGUAAAAGAUGAAAAAAAUAGAAAUGUUAAUCUCACGGAAGUAAUACUCGGUGAAAGGCCAGCGCCAGCGUUACCUGCCCCGAAACCGGUUACUAUUGAGAAUUUUUUGGAUAAUGAAGACUAUUACGCGUGCCAGAACGGCGGAUGGAAUAGAGUUUGUGAGAAUAAUAAAACGAGUGGCCUUAAAAAACAAAGUCGCAGUGGGAAUUUCUCGAGUAACUUUCGCGGUAAUAUCAAUCAUAAUUUCAACGACUAUAGCGGUGGAAGUGCUACAAGAGUAGACGAUAGAAGAGUGCGCCGCAAUUGUGGGGAUCCUGGAUACUCGACUCAUCAAUGUUCGGUUUAUCGUAGAAGUGGUUUUGCUAAUGAUAAAAGCAUGUAUGACAAUGAAAGACGAAAAUUCGUUGAUAAUGAUUGUUUUAAUGGAUCUUCUCGUGCCAGCAGUAAUGGAACCAGAGGACCUAAAAAUAGUGGCUGUUUUAGUUCAGGACUUAGUGAAUCGAAAAGCAGAAAUAAUUUUGGGGAUCGUUCAGUGCGUUUAUCUGGCAGAAGAGAUCAAUCGCCCCGUCCGUUCCUUGAUCGUGAUACCCAUCAUGAUGAUACCUCUGCUGACAAAAGCGGUUGGAAGUCAGGUAAUUGGACAGCCGUAUCAAAUAUAAAUGCAACGAAAAGUGAAUUGAAUUGCUCUUUGAACAAUGGUUUCGGGGAAAAGGUGAAUAAAAAAAACGAUACAGAAAAUUGGAUUGUGAAUGAAGGAGGUUGGGAAAUAAAUAAUGCCAGUUGCGAUCUUCUUGAGAAUAGGAAUCAAAUCGAAGCAUCCGAAAAAAUAUCGAGAAAUUCUACAGCUUAUUCGGCACGCAAUGAUUUUGAUGGUGUUGGAAACGACAGAGAUGCAGAAUCUAUAAAUGCAUUUGGCGUUUCACUGCAACUCGAUUUGGAACCUGAUACUGAAGUAACCAGUGGAACUGAAACUACAUCGGAUGGAACUUAUUCAAAUUAUGAGAUACCAAUUAAAUCAAAUAAUAUCCACUUGGCAUCGAACACACUUACUCAUAUCGAAUCAGCAAGCCUUGAAGAAAUCAAAUUCGGUGAUACUGUUGGUGGUAUACACUCAGAUAACUCGGCAGAAGCUGAUCCAUUAUCAUUUUUCGUGCAGUUAGAUCGUGAUAAAGAUAACAUUGAGCAUUUGGUGUUGUCGGAUGCACAGUUGUCAGUUGACCUUCCAAAGCUAUCUUCAUUCGAAAUUUCUCAAGUUUGUAUUGCUCCAUUCAUGGGAAAUUACUAUCGAGCGGAAAUCAUUGGCAUAGAAAAUAACACUAAGAAAAGAAUCCUGUUCGUUGAUUAUGGUAAUGUGGAAGAUAUGGAAACAUCUGAAUUGCUUUACGUUAUCAAUGAUUCCCUUCCCAGUCAAUUCUGUACAUCAAGAAGAUUAGCCUUCCAUUGUCGGUUGCACGGUAUCAUGCCAGUGGCUUCUAAACAUACAUUCGAUUCUGAAGCACGAAAGUUGUUCUCAGAAUUGAUCGCUAAUCAAAAGCUGUCCAUAUGUUUCAUGCAGCAAUCAGUCAAAGGUAUCUAUGAAAUAACGGUUAUGCUCAACAAUGGACGUUUCAUUUCCGAUAUUCUGAUCUCAAGAGGUUUUGCUGUUCCAUUUAAAUGGGGUAUCGGACCAUCAUUGCCGCUUUAUGAAACAUUGGAUGUUCUUCGAUCUGACGAAUUUGAUCAUGUUCGUCCUAUUUUUACUGUUCAAUUAUCAGAUGGCAUUUCGCAGCUUGAGCGGUUAAUCAAUGAAUAUGUGGAUAGCAAAAAACCGGUAGAAACGCCACAAAUUGGCGAUGUUGUUAUUUCAUAUUUCGAGGAGUCGCCAUACCGGGCAGAAAUCAUUGGCACUGAAAUUAAUGAUGAUGAUAUAGCAUAUCGUGUGUAUUAUGUUGAUUAUGGUAAUGAAAGCCUUUGCAAGAAAGAAGAAUUGUUCGCACUAGACAGGGACGAACAGCCUGAUGAAAUACUUUAUACCCCUCGACAAGGUAUCCGAUGCCGAAUCGACGGUGUUCGACCUUUAAAUCGUAAGGAAAGUUGGCCUGAAGAGGUACAGAAAUGCAUCGACGGCUUGUUAUCUCCUUCCACUUCAUUUGAAGCUGCUGUUGGUAGCCCGAAUAUGGAUGGAGUUUUUCCUAUUAGGAUUGUGGUACCCAAGAAGCAGUUAAAUGAAAAGAAUGGCUUCGAAGCUGAUGAAGUUAAUAACGUUAAUGAUAAAGUUGAAUUGGCGAGCUGGUUAAUUACAAAAGGUUAUGCAGAAAUGCAAGAUAUUUGGAAGGACUAUCCAGUAAUGAAUUUAUUAGCCGAUGGAAAACGUGAGUAUGAAAUGUUCAUCACAGAAGUUGAUGGACAAAUCAUUCGUGCACGGCCAUGUAUUUUUGCGGAACAAUAUAACAAAAUGAAGAAGGCACGUCAAACAGAUUGUUCAAAUGGUCUUUCAGUUCAUAUUCAUGUUUUGAUUUUAUUCAAACAUUUUGAGUUUCAUGUUCAACUUAAUCUAAAGCAUUAUGUAUUAUCUUUCUGA